Molecule: messenger RNA, 2163 nt
Organism: Symbiodinium pilosum
Lineage: Eukaryota; Dinophyceae; Suessiales; Symbiodiniaceae
Source: the annotation of a GenBank genome assembly
GCGCACUCGGGGGCGAGCCAUGCAAAGAGUCAGCACCCUUCCGCCAAUCGCUCCCAUGAGGCCGCGACGCAGCCAAAGUCAGAGCCUAAAGAUCAGAAGCUCCAGCAGAAGCCUGAGCCGCGGGAACAGCAGCAUCGAGAGCAGCAUCGAGAGCAGCCGGAGCAGCCGGAGCAGCCGCAGAUCCACACAGGAGACGAAGGAUCAUGGCAUGACUUCAUCCCUCACUUCGCGCGGCAAUACGCCUCGCGUAGGGGAGGAGUCCAAGACUCCUGGGACCAGGUGGAACGCGAUCUUGCGAAGCGCCGGGCGUCCCUUCGCGGUGCCCUUCCAAAGCUGCAGCUGCUGUCAGCGAAGGUUCCCGCGGACUAUGACAGCGCGGCGGCUCGUGAGGCGAGCCUCCGUGCUGUGGCUGACAUCGAGGAGGAAGAGAGCAAGGCAGCUUCGGCAGCCAGGGACGCCUUGCAGGAGCUGCAUCAGACCUCAGCGCAGGCAGUCAUCAACAAGGCCAGCAGCUGGCAGACUGUGCAGGACUUGAUGGCUGGUUCCGAUUUGAAGGAUGCGCAUUCGACAGAAGAGGCAUUGCAAGCCAAGAUCCAGAAACUGGAGCAUUUCAUCAACAUGUCCCAUCGGAGCGCAGCUGAUUUCGACGCAACACGGGCGGCGGAGCUUGUGGACGCGCUGCAGAAGGCCUCAGCCAAGGUGGAAGAGAACGCAGCACAGCAUGAGCGCAACGCCAAGCAAGCUUUAAGGGAGGCCAGGCGUCACGCACUUGGCCAGGUUCGAAGCUUUGAAGAGAAAGCCAGAGCUGCUGUAAAAACCUGGAAGUUUCAUGGCAUCCAGGCCGUGAAGGCACAGAAAGGUGCUGAUUUGCCCGAACACCUCUACGAGAGCCACGAGGACCGCAUGCGGGAUGCUGUUGGUGAUGCAGAAGACAAAGCUGAGGGCGUAGUUGAGAAGCUGGAAGACAGGAUCCAUGAGCAUUAUGGAAAGCUGGAGGACCAGCUGGGUGAUGCAUCCUUCAACGCGCGGGGCAAAGUACUGAGGCACAAGGCGGAGCGGGCAGAAGAGCGCCUGCGGGAGCUUGCGCGAACACUCGGGGCAAGCGCUGCCCUGAAAGAAGCUCAGGCAGCUUCUCGUUUUGCUGCUGAGGAGAAGUCGUGGCGGGCCUCACACGCCCCUCAAUUGCUUGUGGCAACGCGACAGUCUGCAAAUGCUUCUGUGAAGAGUUCCUCUGAAGACUCUGAAGUCAUGGCAGCGCAAGCCAUGGAGCAACAAGCUGCAAAUCACUUCAAGAACAGCUUGAGCUCUCUGAGAGAGCUGUCAGCCGAGGACAUCAUCAGCAAGGCAAGCAACUGGCGAACCCUUCAGGACCUGGCUGCAGCCUCUCGACCGAGUGGUUCAGAUUCAUGGGAGGAGGCUCUCGAAUCCAACACCAAGAAGCUGGAGCAGUUCAACAAUGAGUCGCGUAAAAGCGCAGCGGACUUUGAUGCAUCACACGCAGCAAAGCUCGCUGAGGCUGUGCACAGGGCUGCUGGCCAUGUGGAGCACGAUGCGGAUGAGCAGAGACACAACAUGAAAGCAGCCAUGAAGGCAGCACGCAAGAACGCCCGUCAGCAUGUGAAGACUCUUGAGGCCGAAGCCAGAGCUGCUGCGAAGUCCUGGAAGUUCCAUGGCAGGCGAGCCGUGAAGGCCCAGCGGAGCGCUCGAGUGCCUGAGCACGUCUACGAGCGCCACGAAGACCGCAUGCGGGAUGCAGUGGGCGACGCCGAAGACAGGGCCGAGAAUGCUGCAGAAAGGUUGGAGGAAAAAGUUACUCAUCAUUUCGAAAGGUUGGAGGACCAGCUGGGUGAUGCAUCCUUCAACGCGCGGGGCAAAGUACUGAGGCACAAGGCGGAGCGGGCAGAAGAGCGCCUGCGGGAGCUUGCGCGAACACUCGGGGCAAGCGCUGCCCUGAAAGAAGCUCAGGCAGCUUCCCGUUUUGCUGCGGAGGAGAAGUCGUGGCGGGCCUCACACGCCCCACAGCAGCUGGAUAUGGCAGCUCCAGGCAGCCACCGCCGAGGACUUCUCAUUGCCUUUGUGUCCACCAUAUCCUUCGUUGCCACCAUGGCUUUCCUUCAGCGUCGUCGUCCUGUGAAGGUGCAUGCGCCUCCUCUCCUUGGUUGA